Saccoglossus kowalevskii is the source of this 1229-nucleotide messenger RNA. RefSeq names its product fibrinogen-like protein 1. Gene Ontology annotation, cellular component: fibrinogen complex. The record is from RefSeq and is a predicted model, not a curated record. Gene Ontology annotation, molecular function: protein-macromolecule adaptor activity; extracellular matrix structural constituent. NCBI's taxonomy places the organism in Eukaryota, Metazoa, Hemichordata, Enteropneusta, Harrimaniidae. Gene Ontology annotation, biological process: blood coagulation; fibrinolysis; blood coagulation, common pathway.
GAUUGUUUUCGUUUGUACCACAAGUAUCGUUCUAGUUCUUACAGUAAUACAUCAUGAGGCUACAAAGAUUCCUAGUGUACUUGGUGUUACUUGGGCUGAUAGCAGAACAUGUUACAUUUGCCAAGAAGAACAAAAAGAACAAUGAAAAAGAAAUGGAAGACAAUGAGGACGAUACAAAUGUUGCCAUGACCGAUGACGAAAUAAGUGAUCAACUGGACGAGGAGACUGUCCCAGUAAAUAAAGGCAAGAAAAAACAGCAUAAUUCAAAUAAAUGCAUUUACAGUUUUGAGGUGGAUCAAAGUGAAGAACAGAGCUGCUCGGGAAUGGACAUGGAAACUAAAAUGAAAAUUGCAACGCUUGAACAAAAGAGUCAAAUGCAUGACGAUAUACUGGCUGACUUGGUACAGAAGAGCUCAACUGAUCCGACAGCGUUGACUGAAUUACAAUUACAAUUGUCAUCCAUACAAGCGAUGUUUAGCAGUAUGGCCAGUAUGGGUGUAAAUCAAAACUCCGGUAAUACACCAUCACAAAGUGCACCAAUACUGUACAAAGAUUGUCAACAGAUUCUUGAAGAAAGCGAAAUGAAUCUAAAGAACGCAAUCUAUAUGAUUAAACCGUGGAAUGCUGAGAGGCCGUUCAAAGUGAACUGCGAAAUGGAAGGAGAGGACGGGGUAUGGAACAUUAUACAAAGAAGAAAUGAUGGGUCGGUUGAUUUCAAUAUGGACUGGAUUGGUUACAAAGUAGGUUUCGGUAACAUGGACGGUGAACACUGGAUUGGAAACGACAACAUCAACAGACUGACAUCGCAGUCUAAGUACAUUCUACGCAUUGAGUUUGAAGACUGGAAUGGUAACCUGUUUUACGCAAAUUACAUGGGCUUCCUAGUUGACAAUGAGUAUGCACGGUAUAAACUUCACUUGGGCGAAUACCAACCACAUUUUGGGGUUAAUCAAACCACUUCAGGUGACUCUCUAUCGUACCACGACGGGCAAGAGUUCAGUACUCCCGACCGCGACAAUGAUAAAUCCGAACCAACUCAGUGUGCUAAGACAUACAUGUCAGGUUGGUGGUUCAAUAAUUGUUUCCAUAGCAACCUCAACGGUGUGUAUCUGAAGUCUGGCGAGAAUGACAUAAUUCAUGGCGGAAUAUCAUGGACUACUCUCAAAGCAUCCAACAUCUCGUCUAUCAAACAAGUCACCAUGAAAGUAAAGAGAACUGGAUUUAUCUAA